UUGAUACUGUGACAAACGACACACCCUUGUACAAGAUGGCGGAAGUGAUUCGUUGUCAGCGAAUAAUGGAUUAACUAACUUUAACUAAGACUGUGGAACAUGGUUAUGUUUAGGGUUACAAAAUACUUCAAUACAUCUCAACUAUAAAUUAACACUUUAUCAGUUUCAGCUUCAACUUGGUCCAUACUUAUAUAGUGUUUGAUGUGCUGAUUUAAAAAUAGUGAGUGAAUUGAUUAGAUUGUACAGUAACAUCCUCAAAUACAGACAUAGUACACAUAGUUCUACUUUAAACAAAAAGAAAUGAUGCAAAGUCAACAGUUAUUGAUGAGUCACCAGAUGGAAGACCUUAGGACCAAACAUCAGCCUGGCAUGAAAAGUACCAAUAGAGAUGUACAUGGUCGCCUUAGCAUAGACCCAGAAGUUCGUUUCACAAAACUGGAGAAGAUAGGCAAAGGCUCUUUUGGAGAAGUAUACAAAGGAAUUGAUACUGAGACAAAAGAGGUUUUGGCCAUCAAAAUUAUUGAUCUAGAGGAGGCUGAAGAUGAGAUAGAAGACAUUCAACAGGAAAUUAUGGUCCUCUCACAGUGUGACAGUCCCUAUGUCACGAAAUAUUAUGGCUCCUAUCUAAAAGGCUCCAAAUUGUGGAUUAUUAUGGAGUACUUGGGAGGAGGAUCUGCACUAGACUUGAUGAAAGCUGGGACUUUUACAGAGAAUGACAUUGCAAUCAUAUUACGAGAGAUUUUGAAAGGCUUGGAUUAUUUACAUUCAGAACGUAAACUCCAUAGAGAUAUCAAAGCUGCCAAUGUGUUACUAUCAGAGCAAGGAGAUGUUAAACUUGCAGAUUUUGGAGUUGCUGGUCAACUCACUAAUACAACCAAUAAGAAACAGACAUUUGUGGGAACACCCUUUUGGAUGGCCCCAGAAGUCAUAAAACAGUCCGCCUAUGAUACUAAGGCUGACAUAUGGAGUUUAGGAAUAACAGCAAUUGAACUGGCCAAAGGGGAACCACCCAAUUCAGAGUUGCAUCCAAUGAGAGUACUUUUUCUUAUUCCAAAAAACAACCCUCCACAGUUGACUGGAAACUAUUCCAGAGCCUUUAAAGAAUUUGUAGAAUUGUGUUUAAAUAAAGAUCCUAACAAUCGUCCCCCUGCUAAAGAGUUAUUGAAACAUCCUUUCAUUAAGCGUGCCAGAAAAACCGCCUAUCUGACAGAGUUGAUUGACAGAUACAAGAGAUGGAAGUCUGAGAAAGGUCCAGACAGUGACAGUGACAGUGAUGAGUCAGGGGACAAUAGUGACGAUGAGGACCUGGCAACACAAUGGAUCAUGACCAUCAAAGAACAAAAGAUGCCUAAUGGAUUGCUUAAUGAGAAUGCCCCUAAGAAACAGCUGAGCCCUGUCCCAAAGAGGCAGGCCCCAGUUGCUCCCACUCCUGCCAUUCCAAUACAUGUGGAGCCCACUCCUAGCCAACCACCAGCUAUGGUUAUACCAGAGAAGAUAAACAACUCAGUAUCCACGGUCCAAACGAGUCAUAACACAGCCAGCUCGAUCAUCCAUGCACGCAGUGAUUCUGAUCCGGGCUGGUCACAGGAUGCUCGUGGAAAUAACAAUAAUGAUCUUGCUCCGAAGCAUGUUCGCAGCCGCUCUGAUAACUUAGAGCCCGUUAAUCCAAAUGCUAGGUACAGUACGCAACCACUUAUUGAAAGGCCCAAAUCUCAAUAUGAUUUGCCCAACUAUGUGAACGUAAAUAACCUGAAGACUGGCAGUGGCUAUUUAAGGUCCAAUGACGGGCCUGAUAGUCAUGGCUCCUUAGAGAAUCAAUGGCAGCAGAACCCCCAAUACCCUUACAAGCAACAGCAGUUCCAGAAAAGUGAUGUGCCCCCUGCAGUAGCACCCAAACCAGCCAAAAAGAGAGAACCAGAACGUCCGCAGAUGUCAGCAAGUCUUACCUCGACAGUGCAGCCCAUCUUAGUACAGUUACAAGAUGAAUAUAACAAUGAAUUACGAAGACUCGGUCGACCUUUGGCAUUACUCGAAGUGAUCAAGGAGUUACAGAAUGCCUUUGAUUUGUCUGAAAGGUCAUGUCCAGGUCUUACAGAUGACUUUGUGUCAGGGAUCUUAACCAGGCUGCUAGCACCUCCAUCUCCAUCAACACAGAUAUCUCAGUCCAGGGAAGCUGAUGUCAGGCGGGCUAUGGAGAAGAUCAAGAGGUCCUAGAGACUGAUCUUUGGUGCCAAGCAUUUAACUAGAUGGAUGAAUGAACUGAAAGUGUAUCUGUGUGAUAUUGUGAUUGACAGAGUUGUGAACUUCAUUGACCUGUACAUAAGUCCCUCCCCAACCAACCAGUGCAUCAAUGUACAUGUGUGAUGUCUGGGACUUGGCUAUCAUGUGUGUCCAUAUGUUACAUUAUGGAGGCAAAUACUACACAACGUCUCUAUGCGAGGCAUCAGACGUUUUGUUUUCUUACAAUGAAACCAUUUCAUGCGUAAUCUCUUUGUCUUUUUUUUUCUUUCUUGGUUCCGUUCUUUCUUCCAUACUGUAUUGGACAUAGCAUUAUCUAGAGUUAGAUUAUCAGGUUGAACAAAAAAAAAUGUAUUCUGUUUUGACAAUCCUGUGUGCAUAUAUUUACACAUUAAUACACGAUAUCCUUUUGUGAGUCUAGACCCAGACCUAGGUGGUGUUUUUUUUUACAGUGAGUUUAGAAAAUUGUUUGAUGUUGAUCAUCAUAGCAGAAAAUUAUUUAUUCCGUGAAAUAGUGCAUGUGAUUUCUUAGCAUAAUUAAUGAAGUAAUCACUAGUGUAAAUAUCAGUUCUGGUUCAUUUUGUGUUAUGGACUAGCCACUGGAAAGCAUUGGUUCGGGUUAUGUUAAGAAUUAAAUCUUUUCUUUUUUUUUUCUUGUAGAACAAAUUUUCUGUAAUAUACAAGACUACUUGCAUUUGAAGCACUCUUUAUUCAUGAUUUUAACUAAAUUAAUAAGAACAUUUGUUCAUAUAAAAUCAGUGAGAUAUAUAAACUAUAGAAAAGACAAAUGUUUGUUUGUUUUUCGUCUUCAUAGAGUUUCUUUUGCUAUGAAUGUUUUCCCCCCCACUGAAUAUCAGUGAAAUGCAUGAAUAGUUUCCACAGAUAGUUUAUGUUCACUUGCAGUACAUUGAUCAAGUAGUCAUUAUGUCCACAAGUCUUGAUGUCUUUUCCAUGAGCAGCUGACUUGUUGUGCUGUUCAAGUUAGUCCCAAGUUUUGACCAUGUUUUUUUAUGGCUAUACAAUACAGAAGGUCACUAUUUAAGAGAUGAUGUUCUUACAAAUGUAUCUUCCUAUAAAGGUCUAGCUCAAAUCUUAUGCAUCAAGUUGUAAGGUUCUAAGUAGAAUAGAUCUGCUGACACUGACCUAUAUCUUAAAGAGGAGAGUGGCUCAUUAAGAAAACACUUUUCGACACUCUCUUGUGAUAGCCCCAUCCUACUGUUGACUGAAGGUAGGGUGUGCUUAGGGUGUUUUAAAAAAAACAACAAAAUAUAAAACUCUUAGAAUAAGAAUUUAUUCAUAUAUUGUUCAGAUUUUUUUGAUUUAGCAAGUACUGUGUAAUUGGAUUUUUCAAGUGUGUGCCUAGUUUGUUUUUUUCUUUGUGUUAUACAGUGUAAUGCUGCACAAAGAGAAGUUAGAAGGCAAUCUUUAGAUGAUUUGCCAGUGUGUAUUCAACAUUUAUCACCUGUCCUAACCAGACUCAAGCCUUUGGCUGUGGUAGUGGUUUACCACAUUGGAUAAAUGUGUUAACGCCUUAUGACAUUAGUCUGCACAACUUUUGUGUUGGUGAAUGUCAGAGUGCCAUCUUUGGGCUUUUGAAUACACUUCUUAUAGCAUCUAUUCCAUUUGUUUCUUCCUCCUGUGUGUAUACAUUUUGUAAAAAAGUAAAGUUCCCCUUUCAGAUCUUGCAAUCUAUACGGCAGAUGAUGUUAAGGUCAUCUGUUUUUGUGGCCAACGGUUAACGAUCAGGGUGUCAUGUGGCCAGCACAACUACCAACUGCCUUUACUUUCCCCAACUAAAGUCAGGAACCCAUUAGAGUUGGGUGGACUCAGUGGCACCCUUAAAAUCACGAAAUUCAAAAUCCCAGCCUUCACCGAGAUUCGAACCCUGGACCCCAGGUUCGGAAGCCAAGAGCGUAACCACUCAGCCACCGCGCCCCUGAUACAUUUUGUAUGUUACUAAAUAGAUUUCUUUAAAAACAGUUGCAUCUCUGUUCUGUGGCAUUUUACUUAGCUGCUACUAUUCCUAUGAAUCUGUGCCAUUUUUGUUCUUGUUAACAUGUUUAGAAUGGGAAAGUAGUUCUAAAGCAAGCAUAGGCUGGUCUGGUGACAGAUUAAUGAAAAUGUAGAAAUAAUUUUAUAAAUAUGAUUUUAAUCUUGAGGGGAAUGAUUCAUUUUAAUAUUGCAAAGAUUGCAUCAUAUAGUAUGUUGUUUAUUUUUUUCAUACAUUUAUUUGAGAAUUGUUUAAAAAAAUGAUUUCUUUGUUUUUCCUAUGCUUCAUAACUUGUUCCUGUUUCAUCAUUUAGUCCAACCUUUUGCUAACUAAUGAUUUUAUCAUUUGUGUUUGAAUUGUAGAUAAUUGUAGAUCUAAACAAAUUAGGAAGGUGAUAAUACUAUUGCUUAUAAUGGUGGUUUAAAAAAAAAAGAUUUUUUUUUUCCUGCAAUGUGUGUUGAUUGCUAAUUAAUCCUGAAUAACAAGCUAUAACACUUUCAUUAUCGAUCAUUUUUGCAUUUGAAGCCCUUAACUUGUUUGAAUACUAAAGAACAGAAAUCUGUAUUUUUGGUUUGUUUGUUUUAGUAAAAUGUUGUAUAUUUUUCAUUAAUCAGGUCAUCAAAUGGCAUACAGAUAUUUUAGCUGUUGGAGUUCUUUACACAAUUGAAUAGACUUGUGCCAAUAUACCAAUGUAAUUAGUUUAUCCAAAGCAAUGGAUUCUUGACCCAUUUUUUUUUGUUUGUUUAUUAUUUAAGCUUUUUUUUUUUUUUUUUUUUUUUUUUUUUUUUUUGAAAAUGUUUGCCAUUUGAAUUCUUUGACGUUGAAAUUUGAUUUGUGAUCAGACAGCAGCCUGUAUGGUUCCCAAUCUAGUUGAGACAUCAGCAAUAUCAAAGCAGUUGUUUCUCCUAAGUUGAACUCUUAGUGCUCUAAUCUCAUGUUCUGUCGUUAUAUUGAAGAAGUCUGCAUUGUGGCUUAUUCAAGAUUGAGAUUGUGUUGUUGUUUCUAUUGAGAAAAUCAUGACCAUCUUAAGUUCAAGCUGGCAAACAAGGUAGCAGACUUUAAAAAAAAAAAUAUAUUCUAUCAGAAUGGACAUUGCAAAUAAGAUAUGUCUAAAUGAGAAAUCACAAGUUUUGGGAACCAUUGUCAUUGUUACAGCACCAUAUCAGGAUAUAUAUAUUAUAUAUGUAUGAAUAACAUGUCUCUCAUUGUCUUAUAUUCACGUGUUUACUUUGUUGUUCUGUAUAUGUCUGUCUCUGUAGACUUCCCAGUGUGUCUGUCUCUGUAGAAUUCCCAGUAUGUCUGUGUAAUCAAGUGUGAUAAUUUCCUAAAACAUUCCAACAGUCUUCAUGACCUAACGCCUAGUGCUGUACAUAGCUCUGACCUUGUGAUACCUAGUAGGGUCAGCUGAGACUAAACCAUGUCGCCACCUUACUGUACAAGAACAACUGAUUUUGUCCAGUUUUUCUUUUUCUGUUUUUCAUCGCUCUCUCUAUUCACCAUUUCCUCAGUACAGAGAAUCUAGGUCAAAGUUUUGUUUGAGCUGGACAUUCAAGGUUUGUCUUCACAUAAUGUGGCAAGAACACAUUGGAUUUGAUAGGAGCUGAACAACAUCGGAAUUUACAAACUUGAGAAACUUGGAAUCAGAAUUGUUUACAAUGGAUGGGGAAGAAGCAGUAAAUUUAUUUAAAACUUUUCCCCCACAGAAAUGCAGCUCAUAGUCUAGAACUCAAACUAUUGGCUUUUUUUUUCUAACUUAAUAUAUAGGAUUCAGUUGUUUUGGUUAUCUACAAUUCAAUAAAGACAAACCUCCAUUACCAUCGUCUUCUAGAAACACUUUUGUGGUCCAAGUCAGCAGUAAACUUUUCUACUGAUCUACUUGCACUGAAGGUUUGUGCAUGCCUACAGAAGACUUUGCAUUUGUAGAUGCUGAAAUAGUUCAAUCAGCAAUGAAUGGCUCAUGCAAAACAUAUCUGCUGCAUCCUGGACCGUGAGGGACAGCUGGAGGCCACACAGGUUGUCUCAUACUUGUGGUUUAUAUUGCAGGCAGUACAAAGACAUUUUAGCCCAAACUUGUUUCAUCAAGGGGCUAAAGCUUGACUUGGGCCAAAGAUAUCCUGUGAAUCAUGUGGUCACACGUGUGUGAUAGGGACACUUCUGGCUUGCCUGGCACAAACCUUAAAGCUACCUAGUUGUUAUGGCUUCACAGUUUCAUGCUGAAAGAAGAGAACUGACUGCUUAAACUUCUUGUGGCACUUUUAUCAGUCCCAAUAUUGCAUUAUAUUAAAAAAAUUAAUUCAUUUACUGAUAGCCUCUGUUGUGUAGUGGAUGGAGAAAAACUUUUUUUUUCUUUUAGCAAUAUUUUGGAAUUCAACUUUUAGUGGAGUGAGCUGCUUGCUGACAAUUUGUACUGAGACUAACACGCUACACACAGCCUUAGAAUUUUAUUACUUGACAGAAUUUUGUAAUUUAAUGUUCAAGGGGAGGAGACAUUAAAAAAAUUUUUUUUUAGAUUUUAUUUAAUUGUGAAUUACACAUUUCUGAACUCAAUUCAAUUAGCAUCCAUUUCAGAAGUGUGUAAAAACUGUCCAGGAACUUUACACUUAAGUUUUUUUGUGUGCUCCUUUCAUUGAGAUUUUCUUCCUUUCUUUUGACUACCACCCUUACAUUUAUACACAAAGUUUGUUCAAUAUGACAUACAGGAAAUGUGUGGUCAUGAAAUGUUCCUAUUACAACAAUAACAUGUUUUAUUGGACCACCAAAUCAAAAAAAAAAAAAAACAUCUCGAGGAAAUAGCAACAUUUGAAGGGAAGCUAUGUGUGGCAUUUUCUUUGGAACAAAAAAAAAAAAAAGAAGAAGCCAUUUCCAUGGCAACCUAGAAAAUGUAAUUUUAAAUUACUUGUUGCUCCUCCCUUUUUUUUUUAACUUCCUUGUUCUCUAAUCUCUGUGUACUCUAUAGACGUUUAUCUGACCACUGUAGCAUUGUACUAGACUAGGUACUAGUGAGCAUUGGUCUGGUCAUCUCUACUACCACUGGUAGCAUUACACUCAGUGGGAGGUGUUCUCUUUGAAACUAUAACAUGUUGUGUCAACAGAAAUCUUGUGAUAUGAAGUUUAAAAUGUUUAUGUUGCAUCCUGUCUCUGGUUUUAAUGAGUUAAAAAAACAACAGAAAGUUAACCUUGGACUACCACUGGCUACAUUUUAUCUGUUGACAUGUUGAAGCUAUUUCCCCCUUGUUUGUAUUUAAAAAUGUUUUCAAUUGGACAAAUAUAAAUUGUGUAUAUAUAAGAUAUUAAAUUUGUUUGUUUGUUUGUUUUUUUUUUUGUUAAAAAAAAAUACAACUUAUAUAUUAUUAUAAAAGAUUCUAUAAGCCUCAUCAGUAAAUAUAUGUAUUUAUAUUAUUACAGUUGUAUGAUUAAUAGGAAAUAAAACUAAUAUGAAACAAUA
Molecule: messenger RNA, 7673 nt
Organism: Biomphalaria glabrata
Lineage: Eukaryota; Metazoa; Mollusca; Gastropoda; Planorbidae
Product: serine/threonine-protein kinase 26-like
Exons: 16
Coding region: 301-2214 (637 amino acids)
Biological process (GO): protein phosphorylation
Molecular function (GO): protein kinase activity; ATP binding
Source: RefSeq, a predicted model, not a curated record